GGAAGAUAUAAAAACCCGAGCAACAAUCAACUUACUAAGUAUAUUAACUGAAAAUGUUGCGCCAUCUUGUGCUCGCUUGCUUUAUUAGUUCCACUCUUGGGGAUGGGCCGCCAUCCAAUCGCAUUGUAGGUGGCGCACAAGCAGCCCGCCAACAGUUUCCCUUUGUGGCGGCACUGCACACCCAACAGGGGGAACAAGUUUGUGGAGCAGUCAUUGUUAGUGACCGUUGGAUUCUAACAGCAGCCCACUGUACAAUAGGUGUGCGACCCCAUAUGCUCCAGGUAAUGGUGGGAUCAAUCGAUCGCACAAUCGGUGGACAAUUGUACGAUGUGGAGCUGAUAAUCAACCAUCCGGACUUCAAUCAGUUCACACUGAACAAUGAUAUUGCCUUACUGAGGACAAUCAGACCCAUCGAGAUGAGCACAACGGUACAGCCGAUUAAGAUGGGUGAAUCGCCGGUAUUGGAUGGACAAAUUGGAACAGUGUCGGGAUGGGGAAUGGUAGAUGAACGAAUGGAAGCGGCCGUCAUGCUGCAGUUUUUGGAUGUUAGAACCCUGAACUACCGUGACUGUGCUAUGAGGCAUAACUACCACAAUGCGAAUAAGAUCCAUAGCAGUAGUUUGUGCACGACAUCACUCUUCGGUCAAGGGACCUGCAUGGGGGAUUCUGGUGGCCCGUUGGUUGUCAAUCACACUGUUGUUGGAAUUGUUUCAUGGGGUGUCCCUUGUGCAACCGGAAUUCCAGACGUUUUCACGAGUGUACCAAGCCAUCGGGCAUGGAUACGGAGCACCGCUGGCAUAUGAACUAGAAGCUGGAAAUUGAUUCACCAUAACAUCAAAACAUCAAACUAUGAACAGAAAAAUGUUAUUGUGCGAUUCUUCCGAACAGCCGAUACAUUUAAUUUUCUUCUGCACUGAAUAAAAUAAACUUAU
Molecule: messenger RNA, 932 nt
Organism: Toxorhynchites rutilus septentrionalis
Lineage: Eukaryota; Metazoa; Arthropoda; Insecta; Diptera; Culicidae
Product: chymotrypsin-2-like
Exons: 2
Coding region: 54-803 (249 amino acids)
Biological process (GO): proteolysis
Molecular function (GO): serine-type endopeptidase activity
Source: RefSeq, a predicted model, not a curated record